CACAUCCUCCUCACAGGAAAGAAUGAGUAUGAUCUUCUGGUAAUUGGUGGAGGAUCUGGAGGCCUUGCUUGUGCAAAAGAAGCUGCUCAGUUUGGAAAGAAAGUGGCUGUUUUGGAUUACGUGGAACCUUCUCCACAAGGAACCAGAUGGGGACUGGGUGGAACUUGUGUCAAUGUUGGCUGUAUUCCUAAAAAGCUUAUGCAUCAAGCAGCCCUUUUAGGGAGUGCCCUUAAAGAUGCCCAACACUAUGGCUGGAAUAUAGCCCAACCUGUUCAUCAUACCUGGUCUGUGAUGGCACAAGCUGUUCAGAAUUAUGUGAAAUCCUUGAACUGGGGACACAGAGUGCAACUGCAAGACAAGAAAGUGAAAUAUUUCAACAUGAAAGGGAGUUUUUCUGAUCCACAUACAGUCCGUGGUGUAACAAAAGCGGGUAAAGAGACUAUUGUUACUGCAGAAAAUAUUGUCAUUGCCACUGGAGGAAGACCAAAAUAUCCUGCACAUGUUGCAGGUGCGCUGGAGUAUGGAAUCACAAGUGAUGAUCUAUUCUGGUUAAAAGAAGCUCCUGGAAGAACGUUGGUUGUUGGAGCCAGCUAUGUUUCACUUGAGUGUGCUGGUUUUCUAACGGGCAUUGGAUUGGACACUACAGUCAUGAUGAGAACUAUCCCACUUCGUGGAUUUGAUCAGCAAAUGGCUUCUUUAGUAACUGAGCACAUGGAAUCUUAUGGCACAAAAUUUUUGAAGAGAUGUUUUCCAACCAAAGUUGAAAAAUUGGAGAGCAACAGAUUGCAAGUCACCUGGAAAAAUACUGACCUAGGCACAGAAGAAACUGAUUCCUUUGACACGGUGAUGUGGGCAGUAGGCCGAGCCCCUGACACUGCAACUCUCAAUUUGAAGACAGUUGGAGUGAAAACGAAUUCUGAAACUGGAAAGAUCAUCGUUGAUGCCAGUGAAGCUACUUCUGUUCCUCACAUUUAUGCAGUUGGAGACAUAACAGAGGGCCGUCCUGAAUUAACACCCUCAGCAAUAGCUGCAGGAAAACUGCUGGCUCGGCGUCUUUUUGGCCAGUCUUCAGAAUUGAUGGACUAUAACAAUGUACCUACUACAGUUUUCACUCCCUUGGAAUAUGGUUGUGUUGGACUGUCAGAAGAAGCAGCUGUGCAAUGUUAUGGAUCAGAUAAUAUCGAGGUGUACCAUGCGUAUUAUAAACCUUUGGAGUUUACAGUGGCUGAAAAAGAUGCGACUCAAUGCUAUAUGAAAAUGGUGUGCUUACGAGAGAGAGAGCAACGCAUUCUUGGCCUUCAUUUCAUCGGACCAAAUGCAGGCGAAGUUAUUCAAGGAUUUGCUCUUGGAAUCAAAUGCGGAGCUACAUAUCCCCAGCUAAUGAAGACAAUUGGCAUUCACCCUACCUGCGCUGAAGAAAUUACCAAGCUGCACAUCACAAAGCGUUCUGGCUUGGAUGCAACAGUCACAGGCUGCUGA
Molecule: messenger RNA, 1479 nt
Organism: Apaloderma vittatum (bar-tailed trogon)
Lineage: Eukaryota; Metazoa; Chordata; Aves; Trogoniformes; Trogonidae
Gene: TXNRD2
Product: thioredoxin reductase 2
Exons: 16
Biological process (GO): cell redox homeostasis; cellular response to oxidative stress; glutathione metabolic process
Cellular component (GO): mitochondrion; cytosol
Molecular function (GO): glutathione-disulfide reductase (NADPH) activity; thioredoxin-disulfide reductase (NADPH) activity; flavin adenine dinucleotide binding
Source: RefSeq, a predicted model, not a curated record